This is a messenger RNA of Osmerus eperlanus (European smelt), 3319 nucleotides long. It is a transcript of the gene bhlha15, whose product is annotated as basic helix-loop-helix family, member a15. The transcript is spliced from 4 exons. Gene Ontology annotation, biological process: axon development; positive regulation of transcription by RNA polymerase II; sensory organ development. NCBI's taxonomy places the organism in Eukaryota, Metazoa, Chordata, Actinopteri, Osmeriformes, Osmeridae. The record is from RefSeq and is a predicted model, not a curated record. Gene Ontology annotation, molecular function: DNA-binding transcription factor activity, RNA polymerase II-specific; protein dimerization activity; E-box binding. Gene Ontology annotation, cellular component: nucleus. The coding region runs from base 747 to 1313 and encodes 188 amino acids.
AGACACACACACACACGACCACACACAGACAGAGAAAGACAGAGUCAGUAAAACAGAGAAAGAGAGAGACUGAGAGAGGGUGACAUGGACAAAGACAAAGACACUGAGUCGGAAACAGCCACGAGAGAGAGAGUGAGAGGCAGAGACACACACACAGGCCGAGACAGAGAGGGAGAAACAGAGCCAGGCAGACAGGGCCAGUGGGGUGUUGGUCCAGGACAGUCAGUGGGUCUAAGGAGCAGGAGAGGCCUGACUUCCUACCAUGGAGAAGCACAGUGGUGGAGGAUUAAAACCCAUUGAACACCAGAGAGACUUGAUGUACUGUUGAUAAAGAUAGACCCAGAUGGCAAGGUGUCACAUCAUAAACAAGGAUGAGACGGUGUGAUGGGAAAAAAAGUUAUCUGUCUCGCAUGAGCGCUCUCAACGGCUUUUCUGUCGGUGACAUUUUGACUGACCAACACGGCACGGACUUACGCAGGAACGGAUCGUUCUCUGAUUGGCUGAACCAAUGCUACGUGUACAAAAACAGGUACCUCGCAUGUUAAGUUAUCUUUCAUCCCAGUUACGCUCCUGAAAGACAACUGCAAUUUUUUUUCCCUCUGCCGCCGAAAUUACUUUUUAAGGAUUUCAUACAUUUUGCAUCAAGUGAAAUGUUUGAGCUCGCAUGAAGAACGUGAAUUUGACAUUCACUUUAAAGGAGCUGUUCAGGCUGUGAGGAGGAGGAAGAAGAGGAAGAGGAGAGAAGGAUGAAGUCCAAAGGGAAGCUCAACAAGUCUUCCAGAAAAUCCUGGAACGGCCCAGAACCAGAGACCGAGCCGGGCUCCAGUGAGCAGGAGGACUCGGAGGCCUCAGUCCGGGGCACCUGGAGGGGGUCCCUGAGGAGCGGAGACCGUGAACGAGGGGGAGGGGGAGGAGGAGGAGGAGGCACAAGCAUGGCCUCCCACCGACACCGCCGGCAACACGCCAGCAAGAAAGAAGGCAACGUCCGUCGCCUGGAAAGCAACGAGCGGGAGCGCCAGCGCAUGCACAAACUCAACAACGCCUUCCAGGCGCUGCGCGAGGCCAUCCCACAUGUCAAGAUGGACAAGAAGCUGUCCAAGAUUGAGACUCUCACGCUGGCCCAAAACUACAUCCAGGCCCUGACCACCAUCAUCCUGGGAAUGUCUGGGGGCCGCCUGCCCAGUGGAGAGAACCCGUCGGAGGCUAGCACCACCAGACUGCUUCAGCGCUACCAGAAACACCUGGAGGAGGAGGGGGAGGACAGUCUGAGCGAGUACCUCACACAAAUCCACACGUUCAAUCAGGGCAGUUAACGUCCUGGCCCAAAUUAUAUUGCUGACUUUACAGGCUAUACAUUCUACAGACUAACAGUAGCUGCCUGGUACUGGAUCGAUAAGCUACCCCACAGUACAUUGGCUAUACUUGUCUGGCCUGAACUAUUAUGUAAACUGAACCACACUAUGGUGUAAUCUACGACACUCUACGACACUCACAGCACAUUCCCAGCCCAAAAGAAACAGGCUGACCUAAAGACUCUAGAAUGAUCUAGAAUGUUCACUGAGGUUCCCAGAAUGAACAGUGAACUUCAAGCACAAAGUAGAAUGACAGCGUAGCAGGAUGGAGCUGUAGAACUGCAUGAUUCCGCAUAAGGUAGAAAACAUUGAUAGACACAAAUCGUUGUUGUGACAUUUUCUCUUUCAUUCCCAUGUCUCUUUUUGCAUGUUGUAGUUGAGACGGGUGUAGUCUUGUCUUCCCUCUUAAGCCCCCACGUGUUUUCAUUCCUGUACCCUGGGGUACAAACCUCCUGUUACAACCGUCAUUAACUGCAGGGAGACUAAACUAUUCUUUAACUGUCACAAAAAACUAUUCAAAUGUUUCGCCAGAGAUCACAACACUGAUAUUUUUGACUCUGGGAGAAGUCUAAGGAGGGGUGUUGAGACAGGAGUUCAUCUGAACACAUCACCUGGUGUCACUUUGGACACUAAUGAUGAAACUUAUGAUCACUGAUCAUGACGAUUUGUUAAAGUAAACUAGGCAAAAAAUAGUUUGCCUAUUCAGUACAAUCAAACCCCAAAUGGCAGUUAUAAGGUAACACAAAAUGGAGUCAUAUGACAUGGCCUUACUGUAAGAAGUGAUGAUGAUGGUGACAUUAAUGGUACAAAAUUAUUUUUUAUGUGUGAAUAAAGUGUGAAUUCAGACCAAAAUAAUAAAAAUAAUUAUGAGAACCAAUCAAUGAACAGGUAAAGACAAGUCAAUAAUCAAUAAUCACAUUUAUUGAUAAGAGGUUGACCAUGCACAUUGUGGGAAGUAUCCUUAAUAGAUGGAACUGGUUGACACAGUACAGUACCAGUUAUUAGAUGUAUCUCUCUAGUUUACAUUAUGAAUAAUACAAAUAAUGGAAUGCUAUGUAGCUUGAAGUUUUCCACACUAUUUACAGACACACACAGUACACGCACAAUGUUAGCUCUGAAUGGAACCAUAUACAGUAGCAUGACAAACAUGUCCCUGCUUGAUCACCUCACUCACUGGUACGGUCCAAGUGACAUCAUCAUAAAGUGCCAUCUCUGACACAUUAGGAGCCUCAUAUGGACAUUUUACAAAUGAUUCAGUAUUCAGCACACAUGUAAGUGUUCAGUAGGUUAAUGCCUCUUUCAAGUCAUUCAUCAGCAGUCACACUUUUAAUGCCCCGAGGCACGCUAUGUCAAAGGAUUGUGUGCGGCAGUCUCUAAGUGGUUGGAAUGAAAAGCAUGUGUUGAUGUGUUCACCCAUUGCAAUACACACAGACAGUACCCAUUCUUAAGAUAGCACGAUGGAAACACAUAAUACUAAUGUACACAACCAUAACAAAACAAGAAUUCCCUUUGAUCUAAAACAGCCUUUCUGUGCUUCUGUCUCUUCAGGUACAACACUAUAACCACCACAGAAGAGACCGAAUAUACAGAAAAGAUUAGUAAAAGUAACUUGGAAUUUCCCUUUGAAAGUAAUAGAUUCAUUUCAUUGUUACAAAACCAAGCACAUGGCACGGUACCUACAGCAGUUCAUGCUUGGCCUCACUCCCAGACCACAGAAACAUUGCACAUUCUUCAUGGAAAUAUUUAGCCUUUUUUUAUACAGAAUAUAUUUAGUGACAGGGGUGAGAUUGUCAUAUAAAAGCAUAAUGAGAUCUUAUUCUGUAACUCCUUACUUCUCCUCUCCUCCUCAUCUUCCACUAAAACAGCAGGCAGUACCACAGACAGGCAGGUAUAGUUUUUGUUGUUGUUUUUUUGUACUCCUUUUUAACCGGAACCUCUUACCAACAUCAAAUUCCAAUAAAUAUCUA